Molecule: messenger RNA, 2414 nt
Organism: Gastrolobium bilobum
Lineage: Eukaryota; Viridiplantae; Streptophyta; Magnoliopsida; Fabales; Fabaceae
Product: glutamate--tRNA ligase, cytoplasmic
Exons: 6
Coding region: 24-2222 (732 amino acids)
Biological process (GO): translation; glutamyl-tRNA aminoacylation
Cellular component (GO): cytoplasm; methionyl glutamyl tRNA synthetase complex; cytosol
Molecular function (GO): glutamate-tRNA ligase activity; ATP binding
Source: RefSeq, a predicted model, not a curated record
UCUUUGGUGUUUAUUCUUUUAGCAUGGACAUCAAAACCUUUGCUUUCGCCGCAGCUACACCACCCUUAUCGGUGAUCGCCGCCGUCAAGCUCGCCGGAAUCUCUCCCCUGAUUGACACCUCUCUCCCUCCCGACUCCGCUCCCACGCUUCUCUUCUCCGAUGGGCUAAAAUUGCACGGGGCAUGUGUUCUUCUACGAUAUGUUGGGCGAGUUGCCAGCAUUCCCGGUUUCUAUGGGCAAAAUGCAUUUGAAUCUGGCCAGAUUGAUGAAUGGCUGGAGUAUGCUUCUGUCCUCUCAUCAGGCCCUGCUUUUGAGAGUGGAUGCAAAUAUAUAGAUGAGUACUUGGUGAAGCGUACAUUUUUUGUUGGUCAUUCAUUAUCAAUUGCAGACCUAGCAAUCUGGGCAGGUCUUGCAGGAACUGGAAAGAGAUGGGAAAGUCUAAGGAAGUCAAAGAAAUAUCCAAAUCUUGUACGAUGGUUCAAUUCAAUAGUGACAGAAUACGGCGCUGUCUUAAAUGAAGUCACAACAUAUGUUGGCAAAAAAGGAUUGGGAGAGCCAUUGGCAACCAAGUCAAAAGACCAGCCAGUAGUCACUGAUAAAGUGAAGAAUGUUAAUGGUGAUGUAUCUGAAAAUAUUAAAGGAGGAAGCAAACCUUCUGCGGAAAUAGAUCUUCCAGAUGCUGAAGUUGGAAAAGUUCGUUUGCGAUUUGCACCUGAACCUAGUGGCUAUCUUCACAUUGGACACUCAAAAGCAGCUCUGUUGAACAAAUAUUUUGCUGAACGAUACCAAGGCCAGGUUAUUGUGCGUUUUGAUGAUACCAAUCCUGCUAAAGAAAGUAAUGAAUUUGUCGACAAUUUGGUGAAAGAUAUUGAUACAUUAGGUAUCAAAUAUGAACAAAUUACAUAUACAUCAGAUUACUUCCCUGAGUUGAUGGAAAUGGCUGAAAAAUUAAUUCGCCAGGGUAAAGCAUAUGUUGAUGACACUCCACGGGAACAAAUGCAAAAAGAGAGAAUGGAUGGCAUUGAAUCUAAAUGCAGAAACCAUAGUGUAGAGGAGAAUAUGAAAUUAUGGAAGGAAAUGAUUGCAGGAUCAGAGAGGGGCUUGCAAUGUUGUGUCCGUGGCAAGUUGGAUAUGCAGGACCCAAACAAAUCGCUUCGAGAUCCUGUUUAUUAUCGUUGCAAUCCAAUGCCUCAUCAUAGAAUUGGGUCCAAGUAUAAAGUGUACCCAACGUACGAUUUUGCAUGUCCGUUUGUUGAUGCUAGAGAAGGUAUAACGCAUGCCCUUCGAUCUAGUGAAUACCAUGAUCGCAAUGCUCAGUAUUACUGGAUUCAAGAGGACAUGGGACUUAGAAAAGUUCUCAUCUAUGAAUUCAGCCGGAUGAAUAUGGUCUACACUCUUCUCAGCAAACGAAAGUUACUGUGGUUUGUCCAAAAUGGGAAAGUUGAUGGAUGGGAUGAUCCACGAUUUCCUACAGUGCAAGGAAUUGUGCGCAGAGGUUUGAAAAUCGAAGCACUAAUACAGUUUAUACUUGAACAAGGGGCGUCAAAAAAUCUCAAUCUCAUGGAAUGGGACAAGCUCUGGACCAUUAAUAAGAAGAUUAUUGACCCUGUCUGUCCUAGACACACUGCUGUUAUUGCAGACAGACGUGUGUUGUUGACUCUCACUGAUGGUCCUGAGAAACCAUUUGUCCGCAUCAUACCUCGGCACAAGAAAUAUGAAGCUGCUGGAGAUAAAGCUACAACAUAUACUAAAAAGAUAUGGAUUGACCAUGCUGAUGCAGAAUCUAUAUCACCGGGUGAGGAAGUAACCUUAAUGGAUUGGGGAAACGCCAUAGUGAAGGAAAUAGAGAAGGACCAAGAUGGUAUUGUCACAGAAUUGAGUGGUGUUUUGCAUCUUGAAGGAUCUGUGAAGACCACAAAAUUGAAACUCACUUGGCUACCUGACAUAGAUGAACUAGUUAGCCUGACAUUGGUGGAGUUUGAUUAUCUAAUCACAAAGAAAAAGCUUGAAGAAGGGGAGGAUUUCAUUGAUGUGCUUAACCCAUGUACGAAAAAGGAGACUCUGGCAUUUGGAGACUCCAACAUGCGAAAUCUUCAGCGUGGAGAGAUAUUGCAGCUGGAGAGGAAGGGAUAUUUCAAGUGUGAUGUACCCUUCAUUCGUCCCUCAAAACCAAUCGUGUUACUUGCAAUCCCCGAUGGCAGGCAGCAAACAUGUUUAAAGUGAUCUUUUUGUUCUUAAAACUGUUUUAGAGAUCAAUCCACAUUAAAGGCUAGCAGUUAGUAAUGGGGAUUAGAAGUUUGUGCAACUAUUUUCAUGUUUACCAUCACUACUAUAUUAUGUAUCUAAGAAUAACCACUUUAAAUGGUUUCUUGACUAGCAAUUGGAAAAGUCUUCGCUCUCGCCUUUUUCUUUUUU